GAACUUUUUCCGAUCAAUUCUUUUCGACGGAGUUGGAGUAAAGUUUCAUCUUCAGUACAAUGCGACACAGCGUUAUACGAGAGUUUGCCAAAGAAAACUACGGUCCCAGUUAUUAUGUCGUUCCACAUGGUCAAGACAUUACUUUCCAACCAUUGGCACUUAUUGUCAAGGAACGCAGUGCAUUCCGAGGGGGUAACAGGAGGGUCGUUAUGGAGACACUUGACAAAUACCUUGUAGAACACGACAAUUUGAAAUCAGAUGUACGAAAACUGAUUGAGAAACAUUUGGAACGGGGAGAAGAGAGACAGAUGGAUGGCGCAGCGACAGCUUCCAAUCAAUUGGAGGUUGGAGUGAACGUUGAAGAAGUUGUGGCCGUUACAGCUAAAAAGAAUGUGAAUUACGGAAAACUACAGUUAGGAAGUGUACAAGAAGAAUUCUUUAGGGACAUGGGGCUGAGGCUAAUACUAAGCMAAGCAAAACUGGAYASAGCCAAGAUGCGGCCAUAUGAGAAGAAAAAGGCAUAUCUUAUCACGAAUGUAGUGUACAGUUCCAAGCUCGAAAUUACUGGAGACAGAGAAAAGACAGAGGAAGUUGAUGCCCGUGUAGACCUCUCUAGUCGUUUUCCUUGGUUCAACAAAAUGAAAGCGGGCGUCUCAGUUUUUUCGAAAACAAAAGCGCCAUCAGCACUAGGAAGGCAAGAACGAUCUCCAUUAUUAUUUGCAUACGCUAAAGUCAAAUAUAACCCAGAAAAUCAAUCUUUGGAACUGAAGGAAAUUGUCGGCGCUAGGAUUAAAAAAGUGGGAUUAGGAAAUUACGAAGACGUUGUUCCAGACACCAKUGAUAAYAAGAAAGGCGAAAAGUACUUCCUCUCWAAGGAAUUCUSCGUAUUUGAUGACUUAAAGCAUUAUACCGAAAAUAAUAGAGACGCAAARCUACAAAUCAUUACUGAAAUAUUUCAAGAAUCUGGAAGUUUCGAAAACACAAAAGCAACGUUUACUACGUUGGUGAAUCUGGCUUCUAUGGCAGUAAGCAAAGAUGGCAAACGUGUAGCAGUUGAAGUACCAAUAUCGAGUCGUGAAAAAAAUUGGCUUCGAUCCACGGGAACCCACCUUGAUUUCCACAACGACAAGACAAUACUUCAAGUACCAUGCCCUAACAAAUCUCAAGUCCAAGAUUUCAUUCAAAUCUUUCGUAUUUUUAAAAAUAUGGAGAAAGAUGACUGGCAAACGUUCAAAAACUUCAUGGUCAACAACGACGUCGACGAUGCACAAGCCCAUGAUUAAAGACAUCUUCCUGAUAUAUUGAAAUAUUAUUUGAUUUCUCCAAUGACUGUGAUUGAUUCUAUCAACCAUUUGCCGAGCAUUUAUGGAACUCCAUCCAAGAAGGAUGAUGGAACAAUCACUUUUGGGGCAGUAAAUAGCGUAGAUGACAUUAGUGGGUAAUGCAUAUUCAUGAUUGCAUAAUUUAGGAAUCAAUGUACACACGGUAAACUCUUAUUGUUCUUGAUAAAUACUAGUUUUAACCGUGAGA
This is a messenger RNA of Exaiptasia diaphana, 1530 nucleotides long. RefSeq lists its product as uncharacterized. NCBI's taxonomy places the organism in Eukaryota, Metazoa, Cnidaria, Anthozoa, Actiniaria, Aiptasiidae. Bases 60 to 1283 code for a protein of 407 amino acids. The transcript has 8 exons. The record is from RefSeq and is a predicted model, not a curated record.